Seminavis robusta is the source of this 2719-nucleotide messenger RNA. The record is from the annotation of a GenBank genome assembly. NCBI's taxonomy places the organism in Eukaryota, Bacillariophyta, Bacillariophyceae, Naviculales, Naviculaceae.
ACAGAGAGAGUAGAAAGGUAUUGCUACAAUCUCUACAUGCAAUUGCGUUCUCCGCUCGUGCUUAGUUACUAGCUCUAGGUUGCUUGUCAGCUUUGGUUUCAGAAGCAGGCUAGCUAGCGUACCCACUGUAUAGCAGGGGUUCAAGGCAUGCGGAGAUUGGGCCUCGUUGGCGCAUCGUGGCUGUCCUACCCGCUUCGCUGGAAUGCAAGUUGACGUCACGCAAACCUCCUUCUGCUGCCAGCUGUCAAGGUGUUUUUGGUUUUUGGUUGGAGUUUCCGUUCCCGUUUGAUUGGUGACUACAAUUAAUAAUUGUCGCCAAACUUCAACAUUGAUGGAGGUGGCAGUGGUGCCUGUCACCAUUCUUUUUCGCAGAACAACCACUCUGGUUGAAACCAUUCGUAUCCUUUGCAACUUCUGUGGGUACCGGUACAAUACUUAGUUGCUGGCAAACUAUCUAGUACCAGUAGCUAGUCUAUUAGAGGCAACCACAGAGACAAAGAGACGUCCAGUUUGUGGAGAGUUACUAAAGCGAGAGCAUUCUUGCAAAACAGGGUAUCGAGCCAGAACCAACGGCUACCAUGCAACGACACAGAUUUCGUCCCGUGGGGGCGGCCACAGUGCUUCUACUAAGUCUGGCAGUUCUUGCAGUGGACGGUUUUGUGCUACCAUCGCAAAGAAGACAGUUGGAGCUGCAAGUGAGAUCGUUUUCCUUCACUGCAAGCUCAGAGCAACCCCCCCGACAACGGAGACGAUCGUCCCUCCACGUGGCGGUGCCUCGACGAGAUACGCCACGCCAGGAAAAGAAAACCAAAAAGAUACGACAAUCGGCAUCGAAAAAAGAAGAGGCGGAUACGACCACUACUACCGGUAGCAGCAGCAGCAGACCUCGAUUCACACCCCCGGCACCUCAUGAAGACGGAGUACGAGGAUCCAAAUUCCGAAAACUCAAGGACAUGAUGUGGAUUCGAGAAACGGUAGAAGAUUUGACGGCUGCUGAAUUUGCCUGUUCCGUAGAUCAGCAGGAAAUGACGUCGUCGAGUCGGAAACGACGACGGGCCGUCGACUACGACAAAUUGUUGGCACAACUCAACAAACGGUUGCGUGAUUUGGGCUGUGGGAUUGAUGAUAAUGACAAUUCCUUGGUGGUAUGUCAGCUAGAACCUGGAAUUGGAAUGGGAACCACAGUGUAUAAUAAUGACGAACGACAAGAAUUAUUCCAAAAAAUAGUCAACACUAGAGCCCAGCUCGUUAAUGUCGUGCGAGGAUACAAGUUGACACUGGAAAAGGAGGAAGACUCGAUCGACUUGCCCUUUAUAAUCAAUCUACCUUCGAUUCAAAUCCAAAAGGAAGAAAAUGUCACUCAGGCAUCGGGACCCAAACUAUACGUGCGCGACGACGGGACGGUCGAUUGGGAUGGAGCCUUGCAGGACCGAGCGGCAUUGCAAAAAUUUGGAACGGCCGUCUGGGCUCGUAUCAAUGGACGAGAUCCUCAAACCGUCACAGACGACGAAGACGACGACACCAACGCGAGUGGCGGCCAUCAUGGACCGGAAAAGGCCGUCACGGCCAAAAUUGAAGACACACCGCAGAUUCGAGAAGCGAGAACGACGCUAACGAGUUCCGAGACGGAUCUAAGGAGUAUGGAGGUGGCGCACACCAAACUCUUGAGAACGGCUCUGAGCGAGGGACAAGCCGUUGCCAAUGUUAAUUUGGCCUCGUUGGAACCAGCAUUGAGGAGUCAGAUCCGAGAGUCGGCGGACUUGCUAGACAUGAAAAAGCAAGAAGUGGCAUACAAUACCCUGGUGUACGAAACAGAGCGUAUCUACACGUAUCUUGUGGGAGAGGUGGGAAAUCCAGCCACGCAGGGAUACGUUCCGUUGCAGGAUCGACUCAAUGUUGCAGAGUUGGGUCUAUUGGAAUCGCAGUUGGAUAGCUUUACUCGCGACAUUGAAGCUGGACUGAGCAUUGACGCCGAUGUCCUAAUGGUGGUCAGGGACCAAGUCACCGACAUGAAGCGACGUCUCGGUAUUGACUUUUACGUGACGGGAAUCACGUUUGAUGCAGAGGCCAUCCGGAUGUUCCUUGGAGAUUUGCUCCUACAAACAAAGAACGGAUUGGCGUUUUACGGUCGCGGGUGCCAAUUGUUUUGGAACGAUCUGGUGUUCUUUGGGUUCCUACUAAGCCGUGCGGCUCAGGGGUACACUUUGAAACCACGCGAGGUUCGAAACCUACGCCGAACCAUCAAGGAUUUCUUCACGUUUAUCCCCUUCAUCAUCAUUUUGCUGAUCCCACUUUCACCAAUCGGUCAUGUGCUCGUGUUCGGUGCCAUUCAAAGAUUCUUUCCAGACUUCUUCCCGAGUUGCUUCACGGAGCAGAGACAGAAUCUAUUGCAGCUCUACGAGACGGCCGAGUACUCGGAAUUCAAGAUCAACGAAAACUUUCAACAAAAAAUCUCUCGUCUCGCCCUUGCCGCAGCAUACUUUGCCGUGAACACGUCUCGGUCUCUUCUUGUUCGACUCACAACGGAAGGUACCGAGGGCGACAGCUGGUCAUCAUCUGAAACAAAUAAUGAACAAACAAACGGUUUAGAUGACAGCUCCAUGAAGAAUGGUGCUUCUUCGGAUGUCAACGGCUCAUCGAAGAAGAAACCUUCAAAGAAAUAAAUUGGUCAAUACAUACUGUAGCUAAUGUUUAACUUUCUGUAUCUACUCUGUUGCUG